UUUUUAUCUCUUGUCUUUUAUCUAGCCGUCCUUCAAGUGACAAUUUCUCUGGGCAAAGUGGAACUCAGUGUGGGCGAAUCCAAGUUCUUCACGUGCACAGCUAUCGGAGAAGCCAUCAGCAUCGAAUGGUACAGCCCUGAUGGGGAGAAGGUUGUCUCCAACGAGCGGGUGGUGGUGCAGACGGAGGGUGUGCGAUCACGGCUGACCAUCUACAAUGCCAACGAGGAGGAUGCCGGCAUCUACCAUUGCCAAGUGACUGACGUCAAUGGGAAUUCUCAGGAAGCCACCGUCCUGGUGGAAAUCUACAAAAAGCUGACCUUCCACGACAUCAGAUCCCCCCAGGAGUUCAGAGAGGGGGAGGAUGCCGACGUGAUCUGCCAGGUCAGCAGCUCGCCGGCACCGAUGAUAACCUGGCUGCACAACAACCACGAGAUCACGGCCGUGCUCAGGGACAACUUUAUGAUGGAUGACGACGGCAACUUGAAGAUUCGACGCAUUAGUAAGAAACACGAAGGCGUCUACAGAUGUGAGGGGCGAGUGGAGGCAAGGGGAGAGAUUGAUUUCAGAGACAUCACUGUCAUUGUCAACGUGCCCCCCAUCAUCCACGUGCCCGUGAGGUCCGGCAAUGCGACGGCAGAUCGGCACGAGUCCGUUACGCUGACGUGCACCGCGACUGGAUCGCCUCACCCCAACAUCAGCUGGUACAGGAGCGGGAGGCUGGUGGAGGAUGGCGACAAAUACUCGAUGAGGGAAAGCACCGAGUUGACAGUGAGGGACAUCGUUCGAGAAGAUACGGGGCCAUACAGCUGCAGAGCUAAGAACAAAGCAGGCAGCACAGAGGAAGAAUUAUUCCUGAAAGUCUUUGUGCGACCACGUAUAACUUUCCUGGAGAACAAGACCGCCACGGAGAACGGACAAGUGGAGAUUACCUGCGACGCAGACGGGGAACCGACUCCUGCAAUCUUCUGGAGGAGGUUGAGCAAUGGAAGCAAUUUUCUUGAAGGAGCGAAGAUCCGCAAUGAGAGAGUGGAGGUGAGGAGUCAGAAGGGAAAGUCUUCUCUGUACGUCAGGAACAUCCAGCCAAGUGACUCUGGGACUUAUCACUGCGAAGCAAUAAGUCCCAUCGGACAUGACCAGAAGAGCAUGCAUUUAGACAUUCAAUACGCUCCCAAGUUCCUCUCAACGCAGGUGACCUACUACUCAUGGGAGGGCAAUGCGGUCAACAUCAGCUGCGACGUGGCGGCCAACCCUCAACCGGCCAUCCACUGGAGGAAGGGAGGGCUGGUCCUCCCAGACCUGGGUACAGCCGCAGUCAGCGUCCAUGAGAAGACCACCACGUUCCUCCUGGAGAUCACUCCGGCUGUGGACGGUGAUUUUGGCAGCUACAACUGCACGGCAAGUAACCAUAUCGGCACCCGCUCUCAGGUGUUCACCCUCGUCCAAGCAGCUGUCCCGUCGAGUCCGUACGGGCUGAGAGUCCUCGCCGCAUCGCAGACGGUGGCGAGAAUCGCCUUCACCAAGCCCGACUCGCACGGCGGCGUGCCCAUCCACCAUUACCGAGUGGAGGUGAAGCCGGCAGACACCGAGGACUGGAGGGCCGUCAACUCCAAUGGGACCCAGACUCAAGUCAUCCUGACCAACUUGAAGCCCAAUUCGACCUACCAUUUCCGUGUGGCCGCUGUCAAUGGCAAAGGCCAAGGGAAACACAGUCAGAUGGAAGCCUUUCACACUCUCCCAGUCCAGGAGCCCGGACCACCCGCCGUCCAGGGCUACAAGGGCAACGGCAAGACCUUCAAGCUGGUGGUGACCAAGCAAGACGACGGAGGGUCCACCAUCCUGAAAUACACGCUGAAGUACCGGACCAAAGACAAGGACGAGGAGUGGGUGCAGAAGGUGACGGAGGGCGGCCAGGACUCCAUCACGCUGGAGCAGCUCCAGUGGAACAUGAGGUACCAGGUACAGAUCUCAGCCGUCAACAAGCUGGGCACCUCCGAGCCCACCCUCUACGAGUUCACCAUGCCACCAGAGCCCAACACCAUCGCCAACACGCUGUUCCGGAGCCUGGGGUUGGGGGCGGUGGUGGGCCUCGCCGUUGCCGCCCUGCUGCUGAUCCUGGUCAUCACGGACAUCAGCUGCUUCUUCAGCAAACAGUGCGGCGUGCUGAUGUGCAUCGCCACCAGGCUGUGCGGGAAGAAGAACGGCUCCAGCACCAAAGUCAAGGAGGCGGAAGAAGGGAAAGCGGCCUACUUGAAGGACGGAUCGAAGGAACCAAUAGUGGAGAUGAGGACAGAAGAUGAACCAAUCACAAACCACGAUGGGAGCUCAGCGAACGAACCAAACGAGACCACGCCUCUCACCGAGCCAGAGAAGUUACCAUUGAAGGAAGGCAAUGGCAAGGAAUGCUUGAGUCCAGAAGGCCUGGAGGAAGUUGUGCCGAACGAUGUCGUCCAACCUAAAGAAGAAGGCACCAAAGCAUAAUCAGAAGAACUCUUAGUCCAAGACGCUAGCAAAACACCGUAUACCUUGCCCAGCCAACGUUUCUGGGAAAGGAAAUCCAUAAUUUGUGAGGUCAAGGUAUCAGAAUGGCUUUGGAAACUUUCCUAAGUUGCAUUUUCAGUAAUACACAAAAAAAAAAAUCACGAAAUAUGUCCGAGUUUUUUCUGGAAGGAUUUUUGGAGAAAAAAAGAUAUUUGUCUUAAAUUUUUUUUCCCCCUUUUGCUGUUAAGAAAAUUUUAAAAAAGUGUGACAUGUAACUGAUAUUGUGGAGUUAAAGUUAAAAAAAAAAAAUCGAUCUUUAUAUUGCUCUCUUUAUCUAUGUAAAUAUAUAUACAUAUAUUAUAUAGCAGGCAGAACACAGUCUGUUGUUUCCCAGUCAGUGAAGUCUUAUCUAUUCUUGUAACAAAGGAGAAUGCGACUCUUGUUCCACCCUUAUUCCUUUCAGCAGCCUGAGGCGGAGAGAGGACAUUGUCGUCAGAUAGUCAGCAGGCUUUGCACAAUCCAAGGCAAACAGGGCUGGUGUUUCACAUCACCAGCAGCGUCACUCUCCCCCUUCCACCCUCCACCUGCACCUUGAUAGAAACAUCGAAAAUAGGUGCAGGAGUAGGCCAUUCGGCCCUUCGAGCCAGCACCGCCAUUCAAUGCGAUCACGGCUGAUCAUCCCCAAUCAGUACCCCGUUCCUGCCUUCUCCCCAUGCCCCCUGACUCCAGUA
Leucoraja erinaceus (little skate) is the source of this 3209-nucleotide messenger RNA. RefSeq names its product neural cell adhesion molecule 2-like. Gene Ontology annotation, molecular function: protein binding. The transcript is spliced from 17 exons. Lineage: Eukaryota; Metazoa; Chordata; Chondrichthyes; Rajiformes; Rajidae. The annotation marks the transcript as partial. The record is from RefSeq and is a predicted model, not a curated record. Gene Ontology annotation, biological process: cell adhesion. Gene Ontology annotation, cellular component: membrane.